GGUGCCGGCCCGCCGCCGGAGGACGGCGACGCAGAGCUGAGCGACCAGGUGCGCCAGCUGCUAGCCUACAAGGCGGCCGUGGUAGCCGACGACGAUGCGGCCACCAGCUACUACGAGCAGUCUGACCCGUUCCAGUACAUGUACGGCUCGACGCGCACCGGCCGCUCAGAGUCGCUGUACGAGCCGCUGGCGCCGCCGCGGACCGAGGCCGAGCAGGAGGCGGGUGAGCCGCCGCCACUGCCGCCACGCCAGCAGCGCGCCGGUCCCAUGACGCCCGAGAGGCCGCCGGCCGGCGCCGCCGACCCCCCGGCCAGUCGCAUACAGGCGUACAGGCGGCGCCAGAUGUCGUCGGACGUCAUCUCGGCCGCCACUGGCAUCAGAGUACGAAAAACGAGCGGGCUUUCCUGUGAUAGUGACAUUGUCGCCUUUUGUGAUAUGAUAAGGGAACUUCGAGACCAGUACCCGGCGGACGACCGGGCCACCAACCCGGGUCUCAUCACCAGCGCCACCAUCGAGACCAGUCAGAAGCUGCACGCCACCGUCAAGCUGAUGAUCCACCACAGCUCGCGCACCUCGCCCGUCUGCUUCACCUGUGACAUUGGCAGCACGGUGGACCUGGUGAUCAUGCAGACGAUGUGCGCGCUGGAGCCGGGCCUGGACUCGACCGACCCGGCCGACUAUGUGCUGCGCGUGUGCGGGGCCGCCGAGUAUCUGACGAGCGACAGCGCCCUGCACGACUACCAGUACGUCCAGCGGUGCAUCAAGUACGAGGAGGACGUGCGGCUGACGCUGAUCCACACCGACAGACUCACCGUGCCACUGGAGCGCACCCGUGAGGAUGACAUGUCGGACCUUGACCUGCGGCCGGAGAAGCUGGUGCCCCCCUCCACGCUGGACCCAGUCACCUACGAGCAACUCAACAUACUGCUAGAGUGUGUGGAGCGGGAGUGUGAGCUGGUGCGCCGGGCUGCCUCGGAUCCGGAGCAGACGCCGCUCCGCUCCGACCGUCUGGGCCAGGCGGUGAAGGCUGUGUGCGUGCUGCUGGGGCAACUGCAGACGCCGGAGAUAGCAGAGGCCCUGGACCUGCUGACUAGCACCUGCCAGAAGAUCACUGAGGAGCAGGCGGCCGGCCGGCCAGACUUACGGCUGCAGCUGGCGCGCCAGCUAGGCCAGCUGCUGGACGCCGUCCGUCUACUGCUGGUCAUGUACUGCCAGGCCUUCCGCACCGACUUCGCGGUCGUCGCCGAGCCGGACGUCGCCGCCGCGGAGCGGCCGCUGACGGAGGUGCUGGACACGGUGCUGCUGCGCGUGUCGGCGCUUCACCGGCUGCGGCCCGACAGUCGGUACGAGCAGUACCUGGUGUCGGCGCAGCUGUACCACGGCUCGCGUGCUAUCUCCCAGCCGGUGCUCACUCGGCCGCUCCACCCCAGCAAGCACCUGUUCAAGUGGGUCGUCUUCAACGAGUGGCUGGAGUUCCUGGACGCGGCGCUGUGCUGUCUGCCGCGGGAGGCUCGGCUGGUGCUCACCGUCUGCGGCCUGCUGACCGAGCCGCCGGCCGACGCCCGGGACCAAGUGUGCAUGCGUCAAGAGGAGCUGGGCUGGGCCGCCCUGCAGAUGUUCGACUUCCAGGGGCUGCUGGCCGAGGGCGGGUUCGUGCUGCCGCUCUGGCCGCCUGAGGCGAUGAAGGAGCUGGGGCCGGCGCCGUUCCCAGGCACACACCCCAGCGCGGCCACAUGCGGCGCCAUCACUGUUGACCUGCCAUCAAUGGGGGCGCGGGUCCGGUUCCCGGCCGUGGAGAGCAUUCCGACCAGUUCGCGCAAGGAGUUCUCAUCGCUGGACGAGAGCACCCAGCUGCUGCUGCUCGACACCCUGGAGACGGACCUGUUCACGCUGGUGCCGGCGGACCGGCGCGAGAUCCUUUGGGACCGGCGCCACUACCUGUACGAGGAGCCGUCGGCGCUACCGCGCGUGCUGCUGGCCGCCCACAGCUGGGAGUGGGCCUGCCUGCCGGACCUGCACGCCAUGGUGGCCGGUUGGAGCCCGCUGCUGCCCGUGGACGCCAUCCAGCUGCUGCUGCCCAGCUUCCCGGACGUGGUGGUGCGUGGUCAGGCGGUGCGGUGGCUGCAGUCUAUCACCAGUGACGAGCUGGUGGACUACCUGCCGCAGCUGGUGCAGGCCGUCAAGCACGAGGCGUGGGAUCGCUCCGUGCUGGCCCGGUUCCUGAUGGAGCGGGCUCUGACGUCGCCGCGUGUGGCGCACCAUCUGUACUGGCUGCUGCACCUGUGCCUGCCAGCCGAUGGCGGUGAGGUGUCCGUCUCCGAGGCCCGCUACCUGCGCCGCCUGACUGUGCUGCAGCGCGCACUUAGCGCCAUCUGCGGACGCAACAUGCAGAAGCGCUUCCUCUCGCAGGAGGCGCUGCUCAGGGGCCUGUACGAGGCGGCCGAGCGUGUUAAGUGCAGUCGCGAGUCCCAGCGGCUGCGCGAGCUGACGAGCGCGCUCGAGCUACUGCACUUCUCUCUGGAGGCGGCGCCUACCUCGCUGCCACUGGACCCGGCGCUCGAGGUACGCGGCAUCGACGUGGCCACGUGCGACUACUACCCAUCAAACACGCUGCCGCUGCGCGUGCAGUUCCGCAGCGCCGAGGGCGACCACCGCCCGGUGCCGGUCAUCUACAAGGUGGGCGACGACCUGCGGCAGGACAUGCUCACCAUCCAGAUGAUCCGGAUUAUGGACAAGCUCUGGCUGAAGGAGGGGCUGGAUCUGCGCAUGGUCACCUUCAACUGCGUACCCACCGGCCACUGUCGAGGCAUGAUCGAGAUGGUGCAAAACGCUGAGACUCUGCGGAAGAUCCAGGGCGAGCAGGGGCUGGCGGGCGCGUUCAAGGACAUGGCCAUCGCCGAGUGGCUGGCCAAGCACAACCCGUCGGAGCUUGAGUACGAGCGGGCCGCGCAGAACUUCACGGCCUCGUGUGCCGGCUACUGUGUGGCCACUUACAUUCUGGGCAUCUGCGACCGGCAUAACGACAACAUCAUGCUGCGCUCCUCUGGUCACGUCUUCCACAUCGACUUCGGCAAGUUCCUGGGCGACGCGCAGCGGUUCGGCGCCUUCAAGAGGGACCGGGCGCCGUUCGUCCUCACCUCCGACAUGGCCUACGUCAUCAACCGGGGCGACAAGCCGUCUACAAGGUUCCAGCACUUCGUGGACCUCUGCUGCAGUGGCUUUAAUAUCCUCCGCCGGCACGGCAACAUUUUCCUCAACCUGUUCGCCCUGAUGACGUCGUCUGGCAUCCCCGGUGUGUCGCGGGACGCCAUCGACUACAUCCAGCGGGCGCUGCUGCCCAACAUGGUGGAGCACGAGGCGGCGGCCGUGUUCGCGCGCAUGAUCCAGGAGAGCCUCAAGUCGUGGUUCACGCCCGUCAACUUCUUCCUGCACAGCCUGGCGCAGCUCCGCUUCGCCGGCGAGCACAACGGCGACCAGCUGCUGAGCUUCGUCCCCAAGCGCUACACGGAGGCGAUGGACGGUCGCAUCAGCUCCGUCUCUGUGUACGGCUACCAGAAGCGCUACGAGCCGGAAAAGUGCUACGUCUACAUCCUUCGCGUGCAGCGCGAGAACAUGACCGACCCCGUCUAUCUAUUCCGCUCCUACAAGGAGUUCAUCGAGUUCGGCCAACGGCUGGCCAUCGCCUUCCCCCUGGUGGACUUCUACAGCCUGCCGAAGGGCGCCCGGCUGGGCCGCUCUCACAUCCAGCAAGUGGCCGAGUCCCGGCGGCGCAGCAUCGAGACGUUCCUGCGCACCCUGUGGCAGCUGGCCGACGAGGUGCGACACUCGGACAUCACGUACACCUUCCUGCACCCGCUGCUGCGCGACCAGCAGGAGGACAGCAUCCACACCAAGAAGCUCAAGGAGCCCAAGCCGGCGGUGACCCGUAGCGGCCUGCACUACAUCCGCGGUCAGCUGCAGCUCAGCUUCAGCUACCGGCGCAACACGUUCUCGGUCCUGGUUCACCAUGCGAAGGACCUGGUCACACCCGAUGGUCAGGAGCCCAACGCUUACGUCAAGAUCUACCUGCUGCCCGACCAAAACAAGGUCACCAAGCGCAAGACCAAGGUGGUGCGCAAGAACAGUCACCCCAGCUUCAUGGAGAACAUCGUGUACCGGAUGCCGCUGGCGGCGAUCGAGUGCCGGUCGCUGCAGGCGUCCAUCUGGCACCAAGACCACCUGCAGGAGAACGACUUCCUCGGCGCCGUGGUCGUCCGGUUGGCGGACUUCGACCUGAGCCAGGAGACGCGCCAGUGGUACAAUUUGACCAACUUCCACCGCUGACCGACGCCCGGCCGCCAGCGGCACUCGGAGGCUAGGGGCGCCAUCUCGCGGCCGCCGCUAACCGGCGCGUGUCCAGACGUCAGCAGCGCCCGGACGCCUUCUGGUUGGCGCGCGCCCGGCCGACAACAGUCCAGGGCGUGAUGCCUGGUCGGCUGAGAGUGACCUCUGGGGGAAAGAGCCGUGCGGGGGCGGCGGCAGGAUCGGCGGCCGCUGCUGACAGGGCUGGAGCGGCGGGACCGGCCCCGGGUGUCGCGCGAACACUGACCGCGUCUCGCCGCACCCAGGCUCGCCGCCAGAGAGGCUAGCGGCCCGGCGGCGCCGCGCGCUCUGGCGGCGCAGCGCGUGCUCGUCACCUGGGUCGGCUGACAGGGUGGCGCGUGAGGGAGUCACCGUGGAGACUGCUGGUCCGGCCUGGCGCGACCGGCCGACGGUGCUCCUGCCGGCACUGUCUGUGGGCAAGCACGCCCGGCUUUAUGGAAACGGCUGGGACACGGGCUGGUCUUGUGUUUACCCAGUCGCUGUGUGUUUGCGUGUCGCUUGUUGACUGUUUAUCGUGGAUGCACUGUACAUUCUCCAUCUAGUCUGGACGGCUUGUGCUGAGAGGUAAUUGACUUUGAUUGUCUCGUG
Molecule: messenger RNA, 4950 nt
Organism: Pollicipes pollicipes
Lineage: Eukaryota; Metazoa; Arthropoda; Thecostraca; Pollicipedomorpha; Pollicipedidae
Gene: Pi3K68D
Product: phosphatidylinositol-4-phosphate 3-kinase catalytic subunit Pi3K68D
Exons: 23
Coding region: 139-4323 (1394 amino acids)
Biological process (GO): phosphatidylinositol-3-phosphate biosynthetic process; phosphatidylinositol-mediated signaling; phosphatidylinositol 3-kinase/protein kinase B signal transduction
Cellular component (GO): plasma membrane; cytoplasm; phosphatidylinositol 3-kinase complex
Molecular function (GO): 1-phosphatidylinositol-3-kinase activity; 1-phosphatidylinositol-4-phosphate 3-kinase activity; phosphatidylinositol binding
Source: RefSeq, a predicted model, not a curated record